AUGAGUAAAGAAGAGUUUAUGAAGAUCCAGACUUGUGUUCUCAAAGUGAACAUUCAUUGUGAUGGCUGUAAGCAAAAAGUUAAGAAAAUCUUGCAGAAAAUCGAAGGUGUUUUCACGACAAAGAUAGAUGCAGAGCAAGGGAAAGUGACGGUAUCUGGAAACGUAGACCCUUCAGUUCUUAUCAAGAAGCUCUUGAAAUCUGGUAAACACGCCGAAAUCUGGGGAGCUCCAAAGGGUAACAACACCAAUCAGAACCAACCCAACUUGGCCAGUCAGUUCAAAGGCAUGCAGAUUGACCACGGCGGCAAAGGUGGUGGUCCCGGUAAUGGCGCUGGAAACAAUAACAAAGGCCAGAACCAGAAGGGAGGUCCUGGUGGCGGUGGCGGAGGAGGAGGAGGCGGUGGUGGUGGAGGAGGAGGCGGAGUAGGGCCACCGAAGAUGAUGCUUCCACAGUUAACUCCACAACAGAUGCAACAGCUAACUCCUCAGCAGCUGCAGCAGUUUCAGCAGCUUCAACAGCUACAGCAGAUGAAAGGGUUUCAAGAUAUGAAGCUUCCUCCUCAGCUUAAGGGUCCGGGUCCAGGUCCAGGUCCAGGUCCUGGCUCUGUUCCUGGGAAUAAGAAUCCUCAGAAUCCUAAUCAGAAGGCUGUGAAGUUCGAUAUUCCUGAUGAUGACGACGAGGACGAUUUCAGUGAUGACGAAUUCGAUGAUGAGUUUGAUGAUGACGAGUUUGAUGACGAUUUGGAGGAUGAUGAGUUUGACGACCACCCUCCUCCGCCUAACAAGAUGAAGCCUAUGAUGGGUGGUGGUGGUGGUGGUGGUAACAUGAUCAUGCCUAACAACAUGAUGCCUAACAUGAUGAUGCCUAACGCUCAGCAGAUUUUGAACGCUCAUAAAAACGGCGGUGGUCCUGGACCCGCCGGUGGUAAAGUAAUGGGUAAAGGAGGUCCCGGUGGUGCUCCUUUUCCUGGUCAGAUUAUUGGCGGCGGUGGAGGCAACGGUGGUAAGAAGGGAGGUCCCGGUGGAGGCGGCGGCGGUAAUCCGGGGAAUCCAAACCAAGGCGGAGGGAAGAAUGGCGGUAAAGGAGGUGGUGGUGGACACCAGUUAGAUGGAAAAAACGGAGGAGGCGGUGGCGGUCCUAAAGGAGGUGGCGGAGGCCAGAUGAUCGGCGGUCCCAACGGUGGCAAAAAGGGAAACGAUGGUGGCGGCGGCGGAGGAGGACCCAUGAGUGGAGGACUCCCGCCUGGCUUCCGUCAAAUGGGAGGCGGCAAUGGCGGAGGCGGAGGACCUCCGACGAUGAGUAUGCCAAUGGGUGGUGGUCAAAUGGGUAAUCUACCACAAAUGGGAGGUGGUCCAGGUCCUAUGGGUAAUAAUAAUAUGCAGGCCGUUCAGGGAUUACCCGCAAUGGGUCCAGGUGGUGGUCCAUCACCAGCAGGAUAUUUACAAGGCCCCGGCGGUGGUGGUGGCGGAGGCGGAGGCGGCCAAGACUCAAUGCCGGGAAAUCCUUACUUACAACAGCAGCAACAACAACAAUAUUUAGCGGCGGUUAUGAACCAGCAACGAGCCAUGGGCAACGAGCGGUUCCAGCCGAUGAUGUACGCUCGACCACCGCCUGCUGUCAACUAUAUGCCGGCUCAACCGCACCAACAACCUUACCCGUAUCCGUAUCCAUACCCGUACCCGACCAACGGUGGUGAUGAUCAGUAUUCUCACUACUUCAAUGAUGAGAACACAUCAAGCUGCAGUAUUAUGUGA
Messenger RNA from Microthlaspi erraticum, 1755 nucleotides. The record is from the annotation of a GenBank genome assembly. Lineage: Eukaryota; Viridiplantae; Streptophyta; Magnoliopsida; Brassicales; Brassicaceae.